AUGGAAAUAUCUAUUACUGACGCCGCCUAUCCUGGCUCAGAUGCCCAGCCCAAGAACAGCAAACGCAGGCGGAAAAAGUCCAUGGUCUGGGACCACUUCACAAUCGAGACUGUAAACCCCAACUGCACCAGGGCAUCCUGCAAUCAGUGCAAGAGAUCGUUCGCCUACAUAUCUGGCACAAAGUUAGCAGGCACCAGUCACCUAAAGCGGCACAUCGCAUCGGGAAUAUGCCCUGUUGUCCGGCACAGUAAGGAGAAAGACGAACUGAGUCCAGAAUCGCAGACUCCAAGAACCAAUAUAUCUGCAAAUGGGUCCAACUUACAAAGAAAACGGUAUAGGGCUGGCAAUGGAGUAGCCAGAAUCCAAUUGAAUGGCCAUAGCAGCAGUUAUAAUGUUAUUAACAGUACUAGUAAAAUCAAUGCUAGUAAUUUCAGCCAUGAACUUGCGAAAUUAAUAAUUCAGCACGACUAUCCGCUCUGCAUGGCCGAGCACUCUGGAUUUAUUGAUUUCGCUCGGAGCCUUCAGCCUCAGUUAAAUAUUAACAGUUUGGGCUCAGUGCAAGAGCAAAUCAUAGCAAUUUACAACAGAGGAAAGCAGAAGGUUGUGGAUCUUCUCACAGGAAUACCUGGACGGGUUAACUUGAUGUUGCAUCUGUGGACUUCAACUCAAGGCCUGGACUACUUUCUCCUAACGGGUCAGUUCACCGAUUACGACUGGAAAUUGCAAAGAAGGGUAUUGAAUUUUUCAGCUGUAAAUUUCCCCAAUUCCGAGAUGGCUUUUAAUGGCGCUGUGACUUGUAUAAAUGAGUGGAGCUUGGAAGGCAAGGUUUUUACUGUCAACCUCAACUCUGGUUGUCCGAAUGAAAAUGCCAGGGAGAAUCUCAGAAAUGUACUCUCUAUUAAGAACCCCGUUAUUCUAAAGGGCCAGCUUUUAAUCAAGAGUUGCUAUGCAUGUGUGUUGAGGAGCCUUGCGAUGGAUGCAAUAGGGUCCGUGAAGGAGGCUGUAGAGAAAGUACGCAAGUGCGUGAAGUAUAUCAAAACUUCGGGGGCCAACGAGGAGAAAUUUAACAAACUAAAACAGCUCCUCCAAGUCCCGAGCACAAGGGACCUAAUGAUGGAUGACGUGCACAAAUGGGACACCACCUUCCAAAUGCUGACGGCCGCCUGUGAAGUUAAACAGGUGUUCUCCUGUUUGGAUACUUCUGGUUUGGAGUACAAGUCUACCCCAUCCAUGGAAGAAUGGAGGUUGGUCGAGAUACUGUGCACGUUCUUGAAAAUAUUUCAAGAGUCUGCCCGUAAAUUAACCUCGCCCUUGUACCUGCCGGCCAAUAUGUUUUUCCGUGAAGCCAGCGAUAUAUAUCUUGAGCUGAUGCAUGCCGCUUGGAGCCAGGACCCGUUUAUUAGCACACUGAUUAAGCCGUUGCACGAGAAAUUCACUAAAUAUUGGGAGGAAAAUUUCUUGGUCUUGGCAACUGCUGCUGUGCUGGACCCGAGGAUUAAAGUGGAGCUUGUGGAGUCGAAACUUUUGUGCAUGUACGGUCAGGAUGUCAGGAAUUGGGCUUCAACUGUUGGUGAGAGCUUGCAUCAGCUUUAUGUCGAGUAUGAAGCCGAUAAUCUCGUUAAGUCAGAGGUGGUUGAACCACAUGAGGAUAUUCUUCUAACUGAAGGUGAUGAUUUAUUGAAUUUUGAUGUGGAUAUUUCUGAUUUCAUGGAGGAUCCAGAUAUAAAGUCGGAACUAGACGAGGGAUGUGUAGAGGAGCACGUUUUUCAUGAAAACAACAUGAAGUCGGGAUUAGAAAGGCAUCUGGAGGAAAACGUUUUUCAGGAAUCGCCCAUGAGUCUUGAGUUGGAUCGGUAUCUGCAGGAGCCCUUGGAGCCGUAUGAUCAGGAGAUUGAUGUGUUGGGCUGGUGGAGGAUGUGCAGGUCGAGAUAUCCGAUUUUGUCAAGGAUAGCUUGUGAUGUUUUGUCUGUUCCUUUUAUUGCCAUUCCUCCAGAAAAUGUGUUUGACGAUAGAGAGAAAAGGUUGGAACAGUAUGGAAGUUCGUUGUGUCCCAGGACAUUGCAAGCUGUCGUAUGUGCUAAGGAUUGGGUUGAACUGUGA
Striga hermonthica is the source of this 2100-nucleotide messenger RNA. The record is from the annotation of a GenBank genome assembly. Lineage: Eukaryota; Viridiplantae; Streptophyta; Magnoliopsida; Lamiales; Orobanchaceae.